Messenger RNA from Scleropages formosus (Asian bonytongue), 4330 nucleotides. RefSeq names its product zinc finger protein basonuclin-1-like. Bases 66 to 2234 code for a protein of 722 amino acids. Lineage: Eukaryota; Metazoa; Chordata; Actinopteri; Osteoglossiformes; Osteoglossidae. The transcript has 4 exons. The record is from RefSeq and is a predicted model, not a curated record. Gene Ontology annotation, biological process: regulation of transcription by RNA polymerase I. Gene Ontology annotation, cellular component: nucleus.
AGUUACAGUCCGAUCCGUGUGUGUUCCGCGCUCGAACGGAGAGGACAGCCGGAGACGCGCAAUGAAUGGCGAGCUGCGCGGGACCUCGCGCCGAAAACCUCCGUUCAACCGCAAUGGCUGAGGAGAUUUUCUGUACAUCGGUGAAUUGCAACUGUAAGAGUUUCAGACCAGGAAGGCUGCGGAGACGACAGUGCGAGAUCUGCGGACACGGAUGGGUUGCUCACGCACUGAGCAAGCUGAGGGCACAGCCCACCCAUCACGAUGGCCAAGUGGAAGUGGUCCACUGCAGUGCAGCUUUCGAUAUCUGCAGCCUCAUGCUGUUCGGAACCCAGGCCAUCCCUGUACGACUUAAGAUACUUCUGGACCGCCUCUUCAGUGUGCUCAAACAGGAGGAGGUCAUCCAGAUCCUGACUGCACUGGAGUGGACUUUGCAGGACUACGUCCGAGGAUACAUCCUACAGGAUCCCUCAGGAAAGGUUGUGGAUCGGUGGGUCAUGAUGACCUUUGAGGAGGAAAUUGCCACCCUGCAGCAGUUCCUCCGCUUUGGUGAGACAAAGCCCAUUGUGGAGCUCAUGACCAUCCAGGACAAGGAGGAUCAGGCCAUUGCUGUGUCCGCUGCUUGCUCUGAGUCAGUCAUUCAGGCCUUCAUGGAAAACAGUCCUCCUUCCUGCCCUGACUUCACUACAAAUGCCAGAAACUGGACUACUGGGGCCGAACAUCAUUUUGUGGACUCUUUCAAGAACGGUGCAUCCAUGUUGCCCUUCCAGUUCCUCAGCUACUUAUCCACUCCCCUGCUAGACUGCACCCCUGGUAUCGGGCCAUACCAGUCAGAAAAGAUCCAGAUGGAAGAGGAUCAAAUUAAAGGGUGUGGCCUUAUGAAUAUCAGCACCUCCCCCUUUGCUUCCAGAAUCGAGAAGAGCGAUCAUACUGCAUCAGCCAAAGUGGUGGCUGAUUGCCGCCCCAUCAGGGACAGCCCUUCUGAACUAUUCAGUGUCUCUGCAACCUCCAAACUCCUGCAGGUGUCCUCCGAGAAAAAGACGAGGCGCCUAGAGAAGAGCAGUGUGAAUGAUGGCAGCCUGAGGAAGGGGAGGGUUUUCUGUAGUGCCUGCAAGAAGACAUUCUAUGAUAAGGGUACGCUGAAAAUCCACUACAAUGCCGUACACCUGAAGAUCAAGCAUCAGUGCACUGUGCAGGGAUGCAACAUGGUGUUCAGCUCCCUGCGCAGCCGCAAUCGCCACAGUGCCAACCCCAAUCCCCGCCUCCACAUGCCCAUGAACCGCAACAGCCGGGAAAGGAACACGGGGCGCUGCUCAGCUAUGGACAAGGUGUCAGAAGGUGAGCGUAGACCUGAAUCCAGCAUGGCUGUAAGUGCCACCACAGAUAGUCCAGGACCCAGCUACAUAUUCCGUACUACCAACCACAAUCUGCUCAGCCAGAGUGAGAUGCUCUUCUCAGACUUAAAGCCCAUUUUGCCCUUCUACUGCAAUGGCUUGGUCACACCAGCGGAGUUCACCAAUGUCCCAGGUACUCCACCCUCCCCUCCAGUGGUACCUUUGUCUGUUCCUGCCAGUUCUGCUGAAGCAGAUAUGCAAUCUAGCAUCGUACCAAAGAAGAAGUCUCGCAAAUCGAGCACGCCCAUUAAAAUCGAGAAGGAACCAUUCGAAAGUGCACAUAGCCAGACGGAGGCGAGAAACUCUGACAACGAGCUGGAGAACAAACAAGUAAAUGGGAAUCUUUCUCAGCUCACAUACACGGAAAGACCACGAGACAGAGGGCAGAGGCAAGUGGACUUGAGAUUAAGUGCAGAGCUGCGCAUCAGCAUGGGCACCUCUUCUUCCAAAGAUACCAACUCAUCUGAAUUGCCCAAACUUGACAGUGCACUGCUAGUACCUGACCCAGGGGGUCACACCGGUGACCAGCCAGAAACCCCACUACCCAGCAAUGACCAUGUUGAGAGUAACUUCCAACCAUCAGCUGAGGGACUGUUUCGAAUAUUGACUAAUUACACAGAAGCCCCCAAGGCCUGUGUGGAAAACUGUGAGAGUGACCAGCCCCAGUUAGAGUGUGUUUGUCAAGGGGAUGCAGCUGAGCCCUGCAACAUCUGCACAAAGGCAUCCAAAAGCUCCUACAGCAUCAGGAUGCACUACCACAGCUCACACAUAAAAGAAGUGCACCUGUGUGGUGCAGACCGCUGCAAUGCUACCUUUCUUUCCCAGAGAAGCAAUCACAGAUGAAACUUCAUCUCUGUGGAGUGGUACAGCCCAAGAGUACAGACCUUGACCUGAAACAGUAACCUCAGCACUACUAUUUAAAAAGAAAAUGAAGUCACACACAUGUCUCCAGAGAGUGGCCUUGUGUGUAACCAUCUACUUUUGUAACCUGUGAGGACGUGGCUAAGCCUUUCCUCAAACUUCUGGUCUGUAACCUCUGGGGUGGGCCUAGCCCAUCAGCUCCACUCGGAUAUCUCACUAGGGACAAAACCAGCAACCUUGCCUUGAGCAAAGUUUCAGACACCCACUCCAGGCAAAGCCUUUCCUAUGGCUGAGACCUCUGAUGGUGUGGAGUGCAUUGUAGAAGAGGGCUGUGACAAAUGUGCUGGCUCACGGGACAAGAGCUCACUGACUCCAGGUGCCUGGAUUUAGUCGUCUUUAUUCUGGAACUCUUAAGCUGUGUGAGGUCUCAGGGAGAAAGGAAUCAGAAGCAGUCCUUCACUGUCAAGCAGAGGCUUAAGUAGAGGAGUUAUGGCAACUUGGCAUAUAGAUUUUUUUGUGUGACAUGGUUACCAGCUAGGCAAGCAGGUGUAGCUGUUAGUGUGUAUGAUGUUCCAUAUAUAGUAUUGGUAACAUCGCAAUGCAUUGUGUUCCAUUCUGUAGGUAUGUGUGUAUUGUGUUCUGUAUACUGUAUACAUGUGCGUGCCCUGUCUUCCCACACACAACAAGGGCGUAUAUUAGAUGUCAAAGCACGUCCUUCCCUAAGGCAUGUAAUGGUGAACACUUCCACUUGGACCCCACAGGGGCUGCAAUGAGGUUUCGUUGCUCGAGGAGUGUUAUCAGAGCUGAACAAACCAGACUGUCCACACUGACUGAAGGGGAGAAGAACUUGGCUGGCUCUCCCAUGAACUCCUGCCUCUGCUACAACUAGUAUUCAUACUAGUGCUGAGUAUUCCUAUAAACUUCAAUGUUUUUUAAGGACAUCUUUUGCAAAAAAAAAAAAAAAAAACGUGUUUUCCUGUUUUGUUCUAACACUGAAGAUGUACUUGGGAAUUAUGCUUUUGUCAGCGACACAUUGAGUAUUUGUUUAUGACUAAGUGCACAACACGGAGCUCCUCAGAGGAAAGCCCGUCGAUCACGUUCAUUUAGCUCUUGACUACCUUUAUAGUUCUUUGACUAGAAAUUUGACUCUGAGUUAUUGUACAAUUUAAACGAAUGCUUGUCCCUCUGUCUCAAAUGGCCCCGAUGGACAAUUUUUUUUUUUUUAAAUGAAAAAAUCUGCCACUAGUUUAAAACUGCUUGCUAAGUUUGCGUGACCUACAGUAGGCUUUCAGAAAAGAAUCCGCAUUACAUUUGCAUACAGCAGAUGGCACAUCUACAGGACAAUUGUACGAACUUAUACACGUUUUCAGACUGACCAUAUUGAUUAAAAAUUCAUGGAAUCACCAGGAUUCACACCAAACAAUUUCUUUCAAAAUGACAUAUGUUCUUCUCAAAGUGAGUACAGUGAUCACUCAUCAGCGAAAAAAGAUAUCUGAAGAAAAAAGUGAACUGUUCAAUGGCUGCUUGGUUUUAUAUGUUUUUGCUUUUAGUGGAAUCAUUCCCUCUGAUGGCAGCUGCUGUAAAGCUUUGGGUUUAAUGGAUGUAACAAGACUGUGGUCCUUAAACCUCCUUGUGGGAACAAAAGCAAGAUGGGCUGUGGAGCAGCUGUUUAGUACUGGCAGUACUACAGUCAACACUUUUGUUUAGUAUGCCAAAGGCUAAGCUGAACAAAGAGGUCUCAUCAUUAAAAAAAUUAACACAAUUAAAUUUAAAUGUAAUGAUUAUAAAUUAUUUUUACAUAAUGCAUAAAAUCCUUGUAUGAUAGAAGCUUAAACACCACACCAUUCAGUGUUUGUGUUUUGUUAUAAAAGCACAAGAUUGUAUAUUCUGUGUUGUAAUAUAUUGUCUACAGGUGGAGUCUGAUCAAUAAUACAGCCAGGCUUUUGUGGUCUUCGCAGACAUGGGCGUUAUGUAACUAUACGGACUAUAAGCUUUCGUUGCUUAGAAUGUGUCAGAAUUAUGGGUCAGAGAGCAUGCAUUUAGCAAGUCACUGUCAGUAUUAAGAAUGCAAACUGCAA